UCGGAAUCACAUCUUUCUACGUUGGUGAUGACUGUCCACUCCACUGACUAUUCGCAAGAGUCUGUCGAAGCAAGAAGCAGUGAAAAAAAAAGAAAAGAACGGAAGGAUAGUUUAGGCUCUUUCAGUUUGCCUUUCAGUACUUGAUCUAGAGUUUAUUUGUUGUCGCUUCUAUCUCGUUGUCCGGCAUUAUAAAGGGAAAAUAGUCACAAGUCUCAAGAUGGAUCUGGGAAGCUUAUUGUUGGUUUUUGCAGCAAUACACUCCACCACCUUGAUAAACUUCUCUGCCUGUGGCGCUCAGGAUUACUAUGAGGUCUUGGGACUGAAAAAGGAUGCGUCUGCAAAAGAUAUUAAGAAAGCAUUCAGGAAACUUGCUUUGAAGUAUCAUCCAGAUAAAAAUAAGGAGGAAGGUGCCAAAGAAAAAUUCCUCGAAAUUGGCAAAGCUUAUGACGUGUUGAGUGACCCGGAGAAGAAGAAGAAGUACGACAUGUUUGGAGAUGAUGGCUCCAACAGUGGAGGAGGGGGUGGCGGUGGCACAAACGAUUUCCACGACUUUUUCAAAAACUUUGACGAGGCCAUGAAUGCGCACCGUCAGGGCCAGCACUACAAACACUCGGGCAGCAACGGAUUCAACCACUUUGGCUCCGGAUCCUUCGGAAGUUUCUUUGACUUUGACGAUUUGUUCCACGAUAUGGACGACGAAGAAGAAGUGAUGUUCCAGUCGUUUGGUGGCGGGCAGAAAAAGAGAAACAGUGGAUUCCAGAACGGCAACAACAUGCACUUUUCUUUCGACGAUUUUGGGUUCGAGGAUAUGUUGGAUGAUUUGUUCGAGGACGAUCAUGGCCACCACAACAAGUACGACCGCUUCAGCAAUCAGCAGUUUGCACACCACCAGAUGCACCAGCAGAUGCACAGCAACAUGCACCGACAUAACGGGCACCAUGCACACCGACAACAAAGAUGCCAGCAAGUGACGCAGCGUGUGGGUAACCAGGUGAUCACUUACACACAGUGCAGUUAACUGGUCCGGCCGCGCGCGUCACCCAAAAGUUCUUAUUCUGUUGUUUGUGACGGUGGUGGUGGCUUGCCUUGCUCGGGAAACUUCACACCUCGCUUCUAAAUCAUCGAUGCACGUUUCUGCUGUCGCAGGCGACAAAGAAGGAAGUGUGCCAAAUGACGGAAGGAAGUGUGCCAAACGACGGAAAGAAGCCCGCAAAACAGCUGUUGUUUGGGGAUGUCACACGACGUGUCAGUGUGUCUGGCGACUCUGAGCUGGUAUUUCUUUAUUGAAGUCCGCUCCAGCAUUGUUCUGAGUUUAGUUGUUGUUAUUAGAGCUAUAAUUAACAUGCGUGUCAAUUCUCGUGAAAUGAAGUACUCAAGUGUAAAUCAUUCUUUUUAUGGAUGUCAUGAACAAUGUGCCUUAUUUGUGCCCCGCAUCGUUAUCUAUAGUGAAAAUUUAUGUACUCGGAGCGUAUCAAAGUUUAAGGAGAGUGUUUAUGUAUAUAUUUACAGAUUUCUGCAUUUUUAGAUGAACUGUGAAUGCUUUCAGUGAUGGCAGUAGAAAAAAACGAGCUGUCCAUCACGGGAUGUUGCUUCUUUUCUGGUUUGAUUGACGGUCAUCAGUACCGAUACGCUGUCAUUGUGUGUUCAAACGUUUAUGUAAAACUCUGGAAUUCAGUACUUCUUUUUUGCUGUUGACAAGAGAUUUUCACUUUGUUUGAAGGACUACAAAAGUUUUUCUGUUUGUUUGAAGGACUUGUCCGCCUGUCCUCCCUCGUGCGACUGUGAUGUAACAAGCAUAUCUCCACAUCGUCGGCCAUCUGUUCGGAUGUACCUUGCUCAAAAUUUAGACAUACAGUCGAGCCUGUUCUAGGGAACGCCCUUACCUGUCUUACCUGUCCUGGGCAACAUCGUCAUUGCACACCGGACAGGUCCAUAAGUGCUCAGUUAUGUAACUCAAUAGAAUGACCAAAUUCUAAAUGUUGAAAAUAACAUGAAAAAAAAAA
Messenger RNA from Aplysia californica (California sea hare), 2003 nucleotides. RefSeq names its product dnaJ homolog subfamily B member 9. The transcript is spliced from 4 exons. The coding region runs from base 218 to 1018 and encodes 266 amino acids. The record is from RefSeq and is a predicted model, not a curated record. Gene Ontology annotation, molecular function: misfolded protein binding; protein-folding chaperone binding. Gene Ontology annotation, cellular component: endoplasmic reticulum. Lineage: Eukaryota; Metazoa; Mollusca; Gastropoda; Aplysiida; Aplysiidae.